Punctularia strigosozonata HHB-11173 SS5 is the source of this 1251-nucleotide messenger RNA. Its product is annotated as ornithine carbamoyltransferase 1. The transcript is spliced from 7 exons. Gene Ontology annotation, biological process: L-citrulline biosynthetic process. Lineage: Eukaryota; Fungi; Basidiomycota; Agaricomycetes; Corticiales; Punctulariaceae. Bases 23 to 1105 code for a protein of 360 amino acids. The record is from RefSeq and is a predicted model, not a curated record. Gene Ontology annotation, cellular component: mitochondrion. Gene Ontology annotation, molecular function: ornithine carbamoyltransferase activity; amino acid binding.
GACGUUCACAACGGCCAUAGUCAUGCCACCUCAUCUCAUGACACUGGCAGACCUCUCUACACCUGCAAUCACUCGUGUACUCACUCAUUCACAUACUCUGAAGCAAGUUUCUUUGCCAUGGUUGGCGCCUCAGCAAACGGGCAAAUCCUCGCGCCGGAAGCCACUCAAGAUGCCGUCUCAAUCCUUGUUCAACAAGUCCAUUGCCCUCCUUUUCUCGAAACGGAGCACGCGUACUCGCGUGAGCGCGGAGACGGCCGCUACGCUGCUCGGAGGAAGGGCGCUAUUUUUGGGCAGGGAUGAUAUUCAACUGGGUGUGAACGAGUCUGCCCGCGAUACGGCUCGUGUCAUCGGAGGAAUGUGUCAAGGCAUCUUCGCUCGCGUAGGGGACCAUGCAGAAAUCGAGGAAUUGGCACGAUAUUCCCCGGUGCCCGUGCUCAAUGCUCUGUCCUCUCUCUGGCAUCCGACCCAGAUUCUCGCGGACUUGCUGACGUUGCAUGAACAUGCUCAUCUGUUCACCUCUGAUGCGCCAGCACCGGAAACUGCCGUUGAAGGAAAGGGUGCCUACAAACCGCUCCCUGAAUUGCGACCUCUCACCAUUACAUGGCUGGGCGAUUCAACCAACAUCUUGCAUGAUAUGCUUGUGACUUAUCCGCGAUUCGGCCACAAGAUCCGUGUUGCUACACCCGCUCAGCUCGCCUACCAGUGCCCUACCCCAGUUUGGGAUCGCGUCAAGGAGCUCGGGUGCGACAAGGACAUCUGGUGGGGUAGUGAUCCUCGCGAAGCUGUCCACGGUGCAGAUGUUGUCGUUACUGAUACAUGGAUAUCCAUGGGACAAGAGGCUGAGAAGGCCCAGCGCUUGAAGGACUUCCAAGGGUAUCAGGUUACCGAAGCUCUCUGUAAGGAGGGCGGUGCCAAAUCCGGCUGGAAAUUCCUUCACUGUCUGCCGCGGAAGCCUGACGAAGUCGACGACGAGGUAUUCUACGGCCCGCGGUCGCUUGUUUUCCCUGAGGCGGACAACCGCAAAUGGACCAUCAUGGCCGCCUUCGACUUACUCUUCGGCAAAUGGAACCUUCACGGUACAGAGGCCACCCAGAGCGAAGCUUGAAACGGAUUUGUAUCCUCAUCUACGUGCUCGAACACGAUCCGAGAAUCCACCAAUUCAAAAUUACCUUAGAAAUCUGCUAUCCUACCAAUGUACAUACUUUUCGACACUCUAGUCAUGCUCGGUGUUACAAAUAAAAUGCCUAAUGC